CACUAUUCCAACCAGACACUUCACCCAUUUAUACGCAACACAGCAAACAAUGCCGACUCGCCGACCACCCCAACAUCACAGUAGAGGAUGGUAUGUACAGUUGGAAUGGGAAAAGGAAACACAAUUGUCAGGGAAGGAGGUGGAAAACGGCUGCAGACAUAAUGUAUGCCACAAUACCUUUACCCACCUAUGCUUCCCAGUAGGACGAAAGCUGCUUCCUCUCUGGAAACUUCAUACAAAAGCUAAGUACCAUAUAAUUAACCCCCAAAGAUAGAAACAAGUAUUCACAAGCGUAUAUUUCGGAAAAUAAUCCC
This is a messenger RNA of Linderina pennispora, 314 nucleotides long. RefSeq lists its product as uncharacterized. The transcript has a single exon. Lineage: Eukaryota; Fungi; Kickxellomycota; Kickxellomycetes; Kickxellales; Kickxellaceae. The record is from RefSeq and is a predicted model, not a curated record. The coding region runs from base 50 to 274 and encodes 74 amino acids.